CAAUCCUCGAAAAUGUGAUCGGUCGUGCGAUGUACGAACAUCAUCGCAUCCUUGGCAUUGCCGCGCAACUGCGUAACGUUACCGCUACCGCGUACCGCGGUAGGCUACAAACCAGGCGCCAAGCAGAUGCCUCCUGAAGUAGUGCUGUAUCAAGACUUGCAUCGAACGCCCCCACCCCACACUUCCACUUGGACGACGGAGACAACUGUAACUUUCAAUAAAAUCACCGAUAUUCGCCGUUAAUAAUCCCUUGUCACUCUGCUUCGGGCACGUAAAUGUCGACGGACUCGUCCAUUUUCGUGGAUCGUAAGGACGUUCGCCUUGCUUGCAAGGCUUCCAUGGCUUGGAUUUGGCCUUGGAUCAUCAUGGGAUGGAUCUGGAACGGCUGCACCGAGUCGGGCAGAAACGGCGAAAUGCCCUGGAGAAAGUCUGUGGCUUCAUUCAUCUUCAACGCAAAGCCAAGGCGAACCAUUUGCCCGUCGUAGAGGAAGCCGAUAGUGGGGCGCGUGAUUUGAGGGCUGCUGGACGACGCGACCACUUGGAACGGCUUCAUGAGGUUCACGUCAAACGUCCGCGCUUUCCGCACACACAGCGCCUGCCACUCGUACGUGAUGGUCUUGGUGUUUGUGAAGGUGUACACUUCACACCCAAACAGGUUCCACGUGGCAGACGCGAGCACGAACGUUGCGAUGAACCCGCCAAACACGAUCGGGAUCACGAGGGCGGAGCUGCUGUGUAGCACGAGUACUUCUAGAAUGUAAAUGGAGUACCCAGCCGCCGCCCCGACGACGACCAGCGCUGUCAAGUAGAAGGUAUCCCAUGGCACUGGCACCCGCACGUGCACCCCGCCGGUGGCUGCAGGUUGGAUGGAAUACCGUGGAGGGCGUGCAGUCAUAUGCAGUCCCGGCCAAGUUGUAGUGCCCACUUGCAUUCUUUGAAGCGAGCGACUUUUUUUU
Molecule: messenger RNA, 956 nt
Organism: Aphanomyces astaci
Lineage: Eukaryota; Oomycota; Saprolegniomycetes; Saprolegniales; Verrucalvaceae
Exons: 1
Coding region: 371-739 (122 amino acids)
Source: RefSeq, a predicted model, not a curated record